AUGGAAUCCGAAGAAUGUCUAUUCGAUGAAGCCUUCUUAUCACCACAAGUACAAGCGGCGUUGCCUACAGGAUACACAUUACAGGCGCUGCGAUCCAACGAUUACGAACGGGGAUAUUUAAAGGUGCUUGAACUGUUAACCGAAGUGGGCGAUCAUACAAAGGAAGACUUUCUGGACCAAUUUCAAUUCAUGAAAAAACACAACGAUAUAUAUUACAGCGUCACUGUGACAGAUGAUCAGACGGACCGCAUUGUAGCGGUGGGAACGAUCCUCAUCGAGCGCAAAUUUGUACAUAAGAACGGCCUGGUGGGACACAUCGAAGACAUUGCCGUGGAUGCGCAUCAACAAGGCAAAAAGCUGGGUUUACGCAUCAUCGAAGCGUUAAAGUUCAUUGGUGCACAAAGAAACUGUUACAAAGUCAUUUUGGACUGCGCCGUCAAGAAUAUCCCUUUUUAUGAAAAGUGUGGAUUCCAGCAGAAAGAGUGCCAGAUGGCUUGGUACGUCUCUAACGAGAAAGCGCACCUGUGA
Radiomyces spectabilis is the source of this 528-nucleotide messenger RNA. Its product is annotated as acyl-CoA N-acyltransferase. Gene Ontology annotation, biological process: UDP-N-acetylglucosamine biosynthetic process. Gene Ontology annotation, molecular function: glucosamine 6-phosphate N-acetyltransferase activity; monosaccharide binding. Gene Ontology annotation, cellular component: endoplasmic reticulum; endoplasmic reticulum-Golgi intermediate compartment; Golgi apparatus. The coding region runs from base 1 to 528 and encodes 175 amino acids. NCBI's taxonomy places the organism in Eukaryota, Fungi, Mucoromycota, Mucoromycetes, Mucorales, Radiomycetaceae. The transcript is spliced from 4 exons. The record is from RefSeq and is a predicted model, not a curated record.